Messenger RNA from Athalia rosae (coleseed sawfly), 1593 nucleotides. RefSeq names its product UPF0687 protein C20orf27 homolog. The transcript has 4 exons. Bases 350 to 853 code for a protein of 167 amino acids. The record is from RefSeq and is a predicted model, not a curated record. NCBI's taxonomy places the organism in Eukaryota, Metazoa, Arthropoda, Insecta, Hymenoptera, Athaliidae.
ACACUGUACGAUAAUGUCGUGACCCGCACUUUCCGACAAUAUCACAAGAUACUCAAUGAUAGUGCGGCAAAUUCAAUAUACAUAUAUCAUGGCUGGGAAUGUGGAGGGCUUGCAGGUGCUCCAUACAAUACUCGAUCUAGCCGAAGUUUCUUGUUGUAUCCAUGAUAAAGUUAUGAACACUUAUCUCCUAUUAUCGCUGGAUCGACUUUUUUUUUUAAUUUAAAUCGUUUUAUCUCAUCUGACCUAGUAGCAAGAAAGUGUCAGAUGGUGUUAGUUUAUUGCAUUUUGUCACCCAGUCAUUUAGAAUCAUAAAAAAAAAAAUGGAUUUUCAAAGCUACUUUUUAGGGAUAUGGAAUUUUAUAAGAAUUCAUCAGAACAUCACGUACAUUUUGGCGGUGGUAGUGGCGUCGGUAAAGAUAACAACAUCAUGAUUCAUCCUCAAAGACACGGUCAUCUAGAUGUGCAUCUUGGUUUCUUACAGGUUCAUCAUAGAUACCAUGUAGAGUUUUCAGUCCCAUGGAAUCUUUGCAUACAUGAGGAGGGAAAGACUUUGAUACCAGCAGUAGUUGUCGAGAACCUGAAUUCAAAUUGCCGUGUUAUUGAACUUGGACAUGACAAAGACGGUCUCAGGUUAAAAGUGGAGCUAUUGGCCUACAAAGAGAAGCUUUUGAAGGAAGAAAUUCAAGUCAUGUGUUGCAAGUCUGGAAAUCCUCUGAAAAUACUCUUGAAUUCAAGAGUUCUCGGUAAAGGCAAAGGCACUCCCUUGCUACGAAAUGGUAUACGAAGUAUCGCUAUUGAAGGGGAUGAUGAUGAUGAAGCUUCUGAUUGGACCGGGUUCAAUUCCCAGGACUGAAAUUAUGACGAUACACUUUUUGAAAUCGUUUUGGUUAGAGAUAGGAGCCUGCAAAUUGAGCUCAUCAAAUCAGGAUCGUUACAUAUUGCACGUGUGAAGAGAAAAGAGAACAAGGAGAACGACGAUUGAUGAUCCGACUUCGAAAGCGAAGUAUAUUUCGUUAAAACUCCAUGAAUUUUGAGGAAACUUUUUUUCAGCCCCAACGAGCUCUCUUCAGAGCAUUGAUGUUAAAUAGACGGUCCUGUAAAGGAUAUACUAUAGAUUUGGCCUAUAGGAAUUGCCGAUUGAUUUUGAUGUAUCUACAUGGAACAGUGAAGAAUUUGUACCAUCUGCGCCUUAAUCUAUAAUCAUCCCGAAUGAUACGUUAACGAAUAACACAUGAUUACAAAAAUUUAUAGAUAGAUAUAUCGAAUGCCACUCGCUGUUUUUUCUAAUUAUUCAAUGCAUAUCACGCAGAGCUGUGCAUGUAAAUUAUACACCAGUUAAUAGUAUUGAAUACGUAUUUUACUACUAUUUUCUAACUCAUGAUUGUCUCUUUCUAAUAUACUAUUAUAUAACGUACUAUACCUAGUAUACAAUUCAUUUAAAGUCGCAAAUUUGGUGCUUGCCUAUUGUUGUUAACGUAAUAAUAGCUUUAAAAGCAAGGAGGAAUCCUGAUUACUAUGUUAUACAUACGUAUAUUAUACCUGUAAAUUUACAAUACACAGAUUCAAUAAACUAUUCAUUCGUAUAUCAAGACA